AUGGCCUCACUUCCACUUCCCCGCGUCGACUCUGUCGCGGAUUAUACCUCAUUCAAGCUCACCGUUCAGCCUUUCCUCGAGCAGCUGCAAUGGCUACCCGCAAGUCUGCGGGAGGCCGGUCUCAACUUGAAUAACCUAAAGGAAGUGUAUCUCGCCACCAACCCCAUGGUGUUUGCCUUUACGCUUUGCUCUGUGCUGGCUUGCGGCUUUUUUGCGGCGGCCGAGUUCAAUCGCAACUUCUCUCAAGUGGAUCGCUUUUGGAGCAUCCUGCCUGCUGUGUACAAUGUCCACUUUGCUCUUUGGGCACGCAUGUCUGGCAUUCAGACUCAAACUAUUUUCACGAUCGCCGUGCUGAGUGUUCUGUGGAGUGCGCGCUUGACAUUCAACUACUGGCGCAAAGGAGGCUACAAGAUUGGUUCCGAGGACUACCGUUGGGAAAUUGUGCGAUCGCAAGUGAACAACACUUUCCUGUUCACCAUCUUCGAUUUCACUUUCAUCGCGGUGGCUCAGUCCCUUUUGCUCCUGCUCAUCACUGCUCCAACCUACGCUUUCGUCGUUGCUGCUUACAACCAAAGCAGCGAGGUCUUCACACCCGCUGACCUGUUCUUCUCCCGUUCUACUAUCUUCAUCCUGAUCGUUGAGUUCUUCGCCGACCAGCAGCAGUGGGAUUUCCAAACUGCCAAACAUGAAUACCAGAAGACUGCGCGCAUCCCUGAGCGUUACAAGGACAAGUUCACGCAGGAGGAUCUGGAGCGAGGUUUCGUCGUCAGUGGUCUCUGGUCAUGGUCGCGUCACCCCAACUUCGUUUGCGAGCAGCUUGUUUGGUUGACUCUGUACCUCUGGGCCGCCUUUCGCACUGGGACUUAUUUCUCUUGGAUCGGUCUUGGUGUCGUCGGCUAUGUUCUGAUUUUCCAGGGGAGCACCCGUCUCACUGAGUCAAUCAGUGCCAAGAAGUAUCCCGAGUACCGCGAGUACCAGGCUCGAGUGGGGAGAUUCAUUCCCCGCCUCUCCGUGGAACCGAAGAAGAUCAAGCCGGCUGCGAAGAAGGCCGCUGCCAAGAUCGACGAAGUUGUCGGUACUGAGAAAGCGGAAGACAAGAAGAGCAAAUGA
This is a messenger RNA of Penicillium diatomitis, 1110 nucleotides long. Its product is annotated as DUF1295 domain protein. Gene Ontology annotation, cellular component: membrane. The transcript has 2 exons. NCBI's taxonomy places the organism in Eukaryota, Fungi, Ascomycota, Eurotiomycetes, Eurotiales, Aspergillaceae. The record is from RefSeq and is a predicted model, not a curated record. Bases 1 to 1110 code for a protein of 369 amino acids.